Messenger RNA from Physella acuta, 3030 nucleotides. RefSeq lists its product as uncharacterized. Lineage: Eukaryota; Metazoa; Mollusca; Gastropoda; Physidae. The record is from RefSeq and is a predicted model, not a curated record.
CCUGCAAGAAAAUGGUCUUUUCGAUUUACUGGAACCUUACAAGCGACUGCUGGAAAACCAAAGAACAGGAACACAAUGAAAAUAGAAGUGGUGAUCUAUGACGCUAAAUGUGCAGAUGCUGGAUUCUAUUUUUGUUCUGCCAUAUACCUUAACUCCAAUAAAAGUGAUUCGAUAUCAAAUAGCUACCAGAUUCUCACGGUUAAAGCGCGACCCAUUCUUGUUUCGAUGUAUGUAAAUGCUAAGGAUAAAGUUGGAAUGCUUCCUUAUCAGUCUGUUACUGAUGUCGGUUAUGAUGUGGAUUUGAAUUGUAUCGUCGAGGGACCAAAAAACGUAACUUUUCAAUGGAAGUUUGGCAGCAGGUUAAGUAACUUUAACAGUUUUACACCAUAUCCUGUACAAAACGCUGUGUCAGUUGCUGAACCUGUCCUGGUCAGUUCUGGGACAACCUGUGUCCAGUAUAUUCAUACGUCAACACUGAAGUUUCAAACAGAAGAAAAGUAUGAUGGCUACAUGUACGUGUGUGUGGCUACAGAAAACAACAGGUACACAGUCGUUGGGAACAUGACAUUGUACCAUAAAAAAGGGAAACAGUCCCCUGAUACAAGUCAGCCAAUUAGUGAAACCCUCGUCAACCCAAAAGCAGUUGAUGUAGGUGAAUCGUUCACUUUGGCAUGCGACGCUUCAAUUGCUGGUGUUCCAACAAAUGCAACGACAAUUUUAAGCCUGACUAUUGCAAGGAGAGAGGGGGAAAAAGAGCCAACUACUAUAGCAAGAUACAACACGCUUACCUUCCCAUACGAAUCAACAUUUCCACCAAAAAAUUCACCUGCCGGUAAAUUAAAGUUUUAUUUCUCUGGACGGAUUAAUGAAUCACCUGACAAACUAAAUAACAGAAACACAAUGAUGAUUAGUAUGACGGUCAAUGAUAUUAGAUGUCCAAACGAUGUCUUGUACAUUUGUACUGCGAUAUAUUUCAAUUUAAAUAAUGAUGUUGUAACGGAGAGUCGGAAUAACACAAUUACAGCUCGCCUUGUUCCAGUGUCAUUAAUUUCAUCCCCACCUGGUUUUGAAGUGUCAGAUUUUGUUUUCGAUAAAGUCGCCUCAUUCCAAGAAAUCUUCGAAAGGGGACCACGGUAUCAACCAGUAGAUUUGAGAUUGGGUGUUGAUGAGGGAGUAAAUGUCAAUUUAACGUGUUUUGUUAAUGGAUCUAGCAAUGUAAACAUCCAAUGGAAGUUUGGCAGCAUGUUAAGUAACUUUAGCAGCUUUACACUAUAUCCUGACAAAAACGCAGUAACAAUUGGUAAAACUGUUUUAUUAAAAUCUGGGACAACUUGUACCAGGUACCUUCAUUCGUCGACACUGACGUUUCAAACAGAAUACAAGUAUGAUGACUACACGUAUGUGUGUGUGGCUACAGAAAACAACAGAGAAACAAUUGUUGCUAAUAUUACUAUAUGCUUAAGUCAAGAGUUUCGUGUAAAACCUGUAAGUGACAGCGAUUCGAUUGUUAACCCAAGAGAGGUUAAAGAAGGCGGAUCAUUCAAUGUGACUUGUGACGCAUCACAUGCUGGUGUUCCAUCAAAUACUACAACUCUUAAUUUAUUACAUAUUGAAUGGACAGACACGUCGAAUAGUCCAGUAUUAUUAGCAAGAUACAGGACAUACGCUCCUCCAUAUGAACAUAAAUUUAUACCAUAUUCUCUACCUGAGAGAAACUGGAGUUUUAAUUUUGUUGGAAACUUGGCAGAAACAUCCGAAUCUCCAAACAACAGCAACACAAUGAAAAACAACAGAAACACAAUGAAAAUUGAAAUAAUUGUUCAAGACGCUAAAUGUGCAGAUGCUGGAUUGUAUGUUUGUAGAGCUUCAUUCGAUGAAAUUUUAUUUUUCAUUGGACACCAGAAUCUCAGUAUUGUAGCCCAAGUAGUUCCUGUGUCCCUGACUUUAGUUCCCCAGAAUGCCAAGGGACGGGGUCCAUACGAGUCGGUCAAUCCUGCAGGGUCUAAUGUUACUUUGUUGUGUAAUGCCACUGGACCAAAAAACGUAACUUUUCAAUGGAAGUUUGGAGGAAGAUUAAGUAAUUUUAGCAGUUUUACGCCAUAUCCUGUACAAAACGCUGUGUCAGUUGCUGAACCUGUGCUGGUCAGUUCUGUGACAACCUGUGUCCAGUAUAUUCAUUCGUCAACACUGAAGUUUCAAACAGAAGACAUGUAUGAUGGCUACAUGUAUAUGUGUGUGGCUACAGAAAACAACAGAGACACAAUUGUGGGGAAUAUGACGAUAUACACAAAACAGAAUUGUACAAGUGGUACAGGUACAACUUGUACAGGUACAAGUGGUAAAGGUACAGGUACAAGUGGUCAAGGUACAAUUAGUAUAGGUACAAGUGGUACAGGUACAAUUAGUAGAGGUACAAUUGCUACAGAUGCAAGUGGUAUAGGUACAAGUGUUACAGGUACAAGUGGUACAGGUACAAGUGGUACAGGUACAAAUGGUACAGGUACAGGUACAAGUGGUACAGGUACAAGUGGUACAGGUACAAUUGGUACAGGUACAAGUGGUACAGGUACAAGUGGUACAGGUACAAGUGGUACAGGUACAAGUGGUACACGUACAAUUGGUAUAGGUACAUGUACAAGUGGUACAGGUACAAGUGGUACAGGUACAAGUGGUACAGGUACAGGUACAAGUGGUACAGGUACAAGUGGUAAAGGUACAAGUGGUACAGGUACAAGUGGUACACGUACAAUUGGUACAGAUACAUGUACAAGUGGUACAGAUACAAGUGGUACACGUACAAUUGAUACAGGUACAUGUAGAAGUAGUAGAGGUACAAGUGGUACAGGUACAUUUGGUACAGGUACAUGUACAAGUGUUACAGGUACAAGUGGUACAGGUACAAGUGGUACUGCCUUUUACGCCUGCAACACAAUGGCAAACUAUAUCCACAUGCUACAGCUCGUCAAUUUAGAAAAUCAACAUAGGGAAAUCUCAACGCACGCCAAUAGAUCUAAAGAAACCGCAUCAUAA